Cuscuta campestris is the source of this 2219-nucleotide messenger RNA. NCBI's taxonomy places the organism in Eukaryota, Viridiplantae, Streptophyta, Magnoliopsida, Solanales, Convolvulaceae. The record is from the annotation of a GenBank genome assembly.
AGAAUGAAAUUUGAGCUGAAAUUCUGGAUCUGAGAGCUUGGGAUUUCCAAGAAACUACGCAGUGGCAGUCGUUUAUUAGAGAAAUCAAAUGAAAUAAAAGUGAAAUCUGGCCCCUGAGUAAUGAGGGUUUUGCGAGAUUCUUGGUGUUUCUGCAACGGCGGAGGGAAGACGGAGCGAAUGAAGGCCUCCAUCUUCUCGAGCAAAGGUCCGGCAAUGGCUCAAAUAGCCUCCUGUAACGGCGGCGGCGGUGGCGGCACUGGGUUUUUGAUCCACCGGAAUCUCCUCCUCACCACCCACCUCAACCUCCCUUCCGCCCCUUCUGCCGAGGCUGCCGAGAUCCGCAUCCAAAACGGCGCCGCAGCUUGCCUCUUCCCUCACAGGUUCUUUAUAACUAGCACUGUACUGGAUCUGAGUAUAGUGGGCAUCGAUGCCGUGGAUGGAGAUGCAACCGGGCAGCCGCAUUUUCUAAAAACAUGUUCGAAACCGAAUCUCGAACUAGGAAGCUUAGUUUACUUACUAGGAUACAACAGUGAGAAAAACGAGCUAACGGUUGGGGAGGGGAGGGUUGUAAUAGCCACUGACAAUCUCAUAAAGCUCUGUACGGAUGGGUUAGCGUGGAGCCCGGGCUCGGCCGGUUUUGAUGUUCAUGGAAAUCUUGCAUUCAUGGUGUGUGAUCCUAUGAAGCUGGCUACCACAUCUCCAAACUCAAGGUCAUCAUCUACAACAUCAUCGUCUUCAUGGAAGAAGAACGAUAGCACGUGUAGUAUGCAAUUUGGCAUACCGAUCCCAAUUAUAUGUGACUGGUUAAACCAGCACUGGGAGGGAAACCUUGACGAACUCAACAAACCCAAGCUGCAGUUGAUGAGAUUGGUGGUGUCUGGUGGUGGCGGGGGGCACCAAAGGAGUGACCAUUCUUGUGGUUCCUUCACGAUGAGGCAAGUCUUCAAAGGUGAGAUAAUUGAGGGAACCCCAACAUCCUCAAACUCGCCGCCAUUGUUGAGACCCAAAGAGUCUCUCGUUGGUCCAAGUGGCUUGGCGACAACAACAGAUCAACACGGAAUCCCAACUCCUGAGAUUUUUGAGUCGCCAAAGGUAACUUCUUCUAUAGCCGCGAGGAAGACGGAGAGCAUUCCAAAACAUCAGCUUUUGGAUAUCAACUUCCCACCAAAGUAUUCUCCGGGUUCCAAACGAACACCAAGAGUUUCCAAAGCAACAGCUGUUGCUUCCCCUCAAUUUGCAAGGAAAAUGCCUUCAAACUACCACGAAAAGGUUUGUGGUGAAAAGUCAAGUGAUGGCUCAAAUGCUGAGAUUGCAUCUAUAGGGUCGAUAAAUGGGCCCCACAGUGAUGUCCAAAGUUCAUCCCCCGUCGUUGAGGCAUCAGAGAUGCUGCAACAACAAUCUGACAAUUAUUACAGUAGCGAGGGGGAGACGACCACAAUGUACUCUGCAGAAACUGCAGAAAGCCGUAAUAUUCCAAGAAGUAGUCAUCCUCCUCCUCCUCCUGGAGGGGGGAAGGCAGUGGGGAGGAGCCAGAGUUGCAUGAAUUACUCCAACAGAUGGGGGGCUGCUGUCCAAACCAGUUCAUCAGCUGCACAUAGGAGGAGGACGACUCCCGAGAAGGGCAGAAUGGUCUAUUCACACGGAGCAACAGCUUCACAGAGAAGCAACGACUUCUUUAGCCCCACGGUUUCUUCCAUCAUGAAGAAACGAAUCAACCUCGAGGUGGGGCCCAGGCCCAACAGGAUGCCACGUCACACUCCAAUAAACGCAUCCUCUCCCAGAUGGAUGUUCUAAUGAAGCUCUAACAGCUGACACAGCCCCUCGGACAGCUGAGGCUUGUGGAGCUUCGCCAUGACGGGUUAAGAGAGGGAGUUUUGGCAUUUCCCUUCAAGAAUUGUAGUAACAAUUUACUCCAUAUAUUGUAGAGGUCAUAUGGACACUCAGAGACUGAAUAGGGUUAUAAAAUGCCAUGCUUGUUUUCAUUUCUUUUCUAGCUAUGUUAUUGUUCUUUUGUCAUCAAGGAUCAAUGUCAUAACAUGACACCAGUCCAUUUUAGAGCCUACAGUAUUCUGUUCGACUCAUAAGUGUUUCCUGCCCCUCUAAACUCGUACACAUGUCCUUUGCCCUCCACCCUCCCCGUUUAGAUUAUCGCCCAAUCGGUGAGGGGGUACGGGGAUGCAAGGGCAGGUUAGGAGAGAUAAUAAAUACUUCAAAGGUUA